GUCCGUCCGGAGAAGAAAGCGAGAGUGGUCGAAUUUUGGUUUCUCAUCCUCUCAUGGAGACCAUUCACGAAGCUUGCGAGGAAUCGUCUUCCCAGGCUGGAGAUGAAGAUAAUCUUCCGAGCGUCGACUUUGGUGCACGUAGAUCGGCAAUGGAGAACAGCUCUUGCAGCAGGUGCAAAGCUUUGGGAUCUCUCCAGUUCUUCAAGGUCUAUGCUGGUCACAGCCAUCUCGCGUUCCACAAGUGUUUAUUGGCUUCGAAGAGUGGAUACCUGUCGAGGGUCUUGAAGAAUUCUUCUCGGUUCAAGCUGCCCAUGGAUUUUCCAGGAGGAAUGGAAGUGUUUGAGGCGGUGGUAGGCUUGUGUGAGAGCAACACUGGCAGCAGGACCAAUGCCGCCACCAAAAAUCCGCUUUUGGAACCGUCCAACGUUGUCAUCCUCCACUGCGCGGCCGAGUACCUGGAAAUGAACAGCGGAGCAGGAAGCCUGUGUGAGACAACGAGCUUUCACCUCAACCAGGCACUCACAAGUUGGUCGGACUCCAUCCAAGUUCUCUCGAGUUGCUACUCCGGACAGCCCGAGUUGCUACAGCUCGCCGAGGAGCUCUUCAUCGUCCAAAGAUGCGUCGAGUCGCUGGCUUCGAUGGUUUGCAGCGAGUUUGAGCAGAGCUGGAUCAUGGGCAGCAGCAGAGUCACAGCCAGAUCGAAGCUCUGGAUCAAGGACUUGAUGCGGAUGCCUUUCAGGAUCUUCAGCCGGAUCAUCGUGAGUUGCACGAAGCAGGGACUCUCUCCCAAGAACACGAGCCAGCUGGUGGUCAAGUACGCAGAAAAAUGGCUCUUUUCUGAGAGCUGCUGCUCCGACUUUGACGAGAACGACGAGCAGCGAUCCCUGACCGACGAGCUCCUCCAGGAGAUGCUCGAUUGCAUCGCCCACCUCCUCCCAUUCGAGAGAGGCGCGGUGCCAAUCAGCUUCCUCUUCGCGCUGCUCAGAUACUCGGUCGCGAUCGAUGCCCCGCGCGACUGCCGCGUCCAGAUCGAGAGCCGGAUCGCCUGUCAGCUGGACCUGGCCACCAUCGAGGAUCUUCUCAUGCCUUUCAAAUCCGCCCGCCAGGCCCCGACGCUGCUGUGCGAGCUCGACAGCAUGAAGCACAUCGUCGCGCUCUUCAUGGCCCAGUGCCGGGCAGUGGAUUCGAGCACCGGACUGGCCAACUGGGAGCCCAUUGCCAACGUGGCUAGGGUGUGGGACGAGUACCUGACGGAGAUUGGAUAUUCUGGCAGCAUCACGCCGACGAAGUUCGCGGAGCUCAUUGAUGCCGUGCCCGGAUUCGUCCGCGUGUCCCACGACCAGCUCUACAAGGCCAUCCACGUCUUCCUCAAGGCGCAUCCCACGGCUUCCCAGUCGGAACGCUCGGCGAUUUGUCGGCCGUUGGAUUGCCAGAAGCUCUCCCAAGAGGUUUGCAUCCAUGCCGUCCAGAACGAGCUCAUGCCGCUGAGGACGAUCGUCCAAGCCAUGUUUGUCCAGCAGCACCACACGAGAAGAGAGAUGGAUCAUCAAUUCACGCGAGGCCCGACGCGAUCCACCAAGAACAAAGGCGUCGAUCAUCUCGAUCUCUACGAGUAUCAUCAAGCGGAAGGGGGAUGCGAGGAAAUCCUGCCGUUCCUCGCGAGCUUGAAGCGCGAGAGAGACGAUCACGACUUGAAAGCCAAUCUGGAGGUGACAAAUUCGAAGCUCGAGAGCCUGGAGCAGCAGCUCUUGAUGAUCCGGAGAGCCCUGGAAGAAUCGAGCCACAUUCCAGCGGCGGCAGCGGCGGAAAGAUCAAGUAGCGGCGGCGUUGGGCGAAAGAUCUCCAAGGCGAUCCACAAAGUAGGCCUCUUGAGCGGCCUCUGCAAGGGGAAUCCCCAGAUGAUCGUGGCGAUGAAUCCCGCGGAGCGAUGCUUUCCCAAUCGCAGUAUCAUCCACCCCGAGGACUAUCACCUGCUUGGCGGAGAAUCCAUCGCGCAAGCUCCUCCCCGGCGAUCUACAUCGUCCCGCGACGACGCCGCCACAGCAGCAGCAUCAAAUCCCCUCGCCAAGAACGCACAAUCCACAGCAAGGCGGCAUUCCCAUUCCCAUUCCUCCCAAUCUUCACGGUACUCCACGUCCUGACCAGGAGAAGCCCUAAAAACAGCAUGGUUAAAACCCUCAUAAAUAACUGCCUUGA
Messenger RNA from Selaginella moellendorffii, 2196 nucleotides. Its product is annotated as BTB/POZ domain-containing protein At5g48130-like. The transcript is spliced from 4 exons. Lineage: Eukaryota; Viridiplantae; Streptophyta; Lycopodiopsida; Selaginellales; Selaginellaceae. The record is from RefSeq and is a predicted model, not a curated record. The coding region runs from base 54 to 2141 and encodes 695 amino acids.